Messenger RNA from Chanos chanos (milkfish), 1116 nucleotides. It is a transcript of the gene foxd3, whose product is annotated as forkhead box D3. Bases 1 to 1116 code for a protein of 371 amino acids. Gene Ontology annotation, biological process: cell differentiation; regulation of transcription by RNA polymerase II; anatomical structure morphogenesis. The record is from RefSeq and is a predicted model, not a curated record. The transcript has a single exon. Lineage: Eukaryota; Metazoa; Chordata; Actinopteri; Gonorynchiformes; Chanidae. Gene Ontology annotation, molecular function: RNA polymerase II cis-regulatory region sequence-specific DNA binding; DNA-binding transcription factor activity, RNA polymerase II-specific.
AUGACCCUGUCUGGAGGCAACAGUACCAGCGACAUGUCCGGUCAGACGGUGCUCACAGCCGACGACGUGGAUAUCGACGUGGUCGGGGAGGGAGACGAGGGGAUGGACCGUGAUAGUGACUGUGAAAGUCCGGUCAUGCAGGACCGCAGUGACGAAGUGGAGGAGAUAGACGUGAAAGAGCGCAGCGGCAGCCCCUGCGAGAGCGCAGGAGAGGGUGAGUCGAAGGGGGACGGCCAGGAGAGCACCUCUGGUCCGAUGCAAAGCAAACCUAAGAAUACCCUAGUAAAGCCACCGUACUCUUACAUAGCACUCAUCACUAUGGCUAUCCUGCAGAGCCCACAGAAAAAGUUAACGCUUAGUGGCAUUUGUGAGUUCAUCAGCAACCGCUUCCCGUACUAUCGGGAGAAGUUUCCCGCCUGGCAGAACUCAAUUCGCCACAAUCUUUCCCUCAACGACUGCUUUGUCAAGAUCCCACGGGAACCAGGUAACCCAGGAAAGGGGAACUACUGGACCUUGGACCCCCAGUCGGAGGACAUGUUUGACAACGGCAGUUUUCUCAGGAGGAGGAAACGCUUCAAGAGACAACAACCAGACAUUCUCAGGGAUCAGACUGCGCUCAUGAUGCAAAGUUUUGGGGCGUAUAGCAUUGGGAACCCUUACGGCCGCCACUAUGGAAUUCACCCGGCUGCCUAUUCACAUCCUGCCGCUCUGCAGUACCCCUACAUCCCACCGGUUGGUCCAAUGCUUCCUCCAGCUGUACCGCUUUUGCCCUCUACGGAACUGAACAGAAAAGCCUUCAACUCUCAACUCAGUCCCAGUCUACAGUUGCAACUAAACAGUCUUAGCACCGCAUCUAUGAUCAAAUCUGAGCCUUCCAGCAGACCGUCAUUCAGCAUAGAGAAUAUCAUCGGUGUCUCCAGUAGUCCUUCCAAUGCACAGACUUUCUUACGGCCUCCUGCAACAGUACAGUCCGCUUUACUGAGCGCGCAGUCCCUGUCCUUAACCCGGACAUCAGCUGCUAUCGCACCCAUUUUCAGCGUUCCCACAAAUAUCAUCUCUGGGCAAUUUUUACCGACAGCAUCAACAGCAGCGGUAUCCAAAUGGCCUUCUCAGUGA